This is a messenger RNA of Cucurbita pepo subsp. pepo (vegetable marrow), 1071 nucleotides long. Its product is annotated as putative 2-oxoglutarate-dependent dioxygenase SLC1. The record is from RefSeq and is a predicted model, not a curated record. Lineage: Eukaryota; Viridiplantae; Streptophyta; Magnoliopsida; Cucurbitales; Cucurbitaceae.
AUGUACCAAAAGGGUGUCAAGCAUCUGUGUGACAAGGGCUUGAAUAAGCUCCCUCUCAAAUACGUCCUCCCCGAUUCCGAGCGCCCCGCCGCCCCCUGCCAAUCCGCCAACCUCGAUGUCCUGGGCUCCAUCGAGCUACCUGUCAUCGACUUCGCCGAGCUCUACGGCCCCAACCGCCGCCAUGUCCUCCUCUCCCUCACCAAAGCCUGCGAACAAUAUGGCUUCUUCCAGUUGACAAACCAUGGAAUUUCGACCGACGUGAUAUCAAGUAUGAGAGAUGUUAGCUCACAAUUCUUCGAGCUUCCAUACGAGGAACGAGCGAAAUACAUGUCAUCCGACAUGCAUGCGACCGUGCGAUACGGGACAAGUUUCAAUCAAAACAAAGACAAUGUUUUCUGUUGGAGGGAUUUCUUGAAGCUGACAUGUAACCCUAAUGACCUUCACCAACUUCUCUCCCGCUGGCCGUCUUCUCCGGCGGGGUUCAAAGACUCGGCGUCGACGUACGUGGAGGAAACCAGAGCGCUGUUUCUCGGUCUGGUGGAAGCCAUUGUUGAAAGCUUGGGAGGUAUGGAGAAAGAAGAGGAAAUGGAAGAGUUGUUGAAGGAAUUUGAAGAUGGAAGCCAAUUAAUGGUGGUGAAUUGUUAUCCACAAUGUCCUGAGCCAGAACUAACGCUGGGAAUGCCGCCGCACUCUGAUUAUGGCUUCCUCACACUUCUCCUUCAAGAUCAAGUUGAAGGCCUUCAAAUUCAUCACCAACAACAAUGGGUCACUGUUCAACCCUUGCCCAAUUCAUUCGUCGUCAAUAUCGGCGAUCAUCUUGAGAUAUUCAGCAAUGGAAGGUACAAGAGUGUGCUACAUAGGGUUGUGGUGAAUGCAAAGCAGCCGAGGAUAUCGGUGGCGACAUUGCAUAGCCUUCCUUUUGACUCGACGAUCAAGCCGUGGUCGAAGCUCGUGAAUGAAGAGAAUCCACGACGUUACAAAGACACUGAUUUUGGUGUCUUUCUUCAAUAUAUCACCUCUUGUGAGCCUAAGAGGAAGAAUUUCUUAGAGUCUAGGAAAAUUAUUUAUUGA